Molecule: messenger RNA, 1656 nt
Organism: Paramuricea clavata
Lineage: Eukaryota; Metazoa; Cnidaria; Anthozoa; Malacalcyonacea; Plexauridae
Source: the annotation of a GenBank genome assembly
AUGGCUAAUUUGUCGGCAAUCAUAUCGAAUGGCAAUGUUUAUCGAGUAACUAUGGAAUGUUCAAAUAGUAGAACAAGAAUGGUUAUUAUCUACAGACCACCAUCCUCGAAGACCAAUCAACUAACUAAUUCUCAAUUUUUUGACGAAUUUUGCAACCUUAUGGAGCAGCUAAUAAUUCUACCAGGCAAUUUGUUAAUAGCCGGUGACUUCAAUUACCAUGUGGACAACAGUACUAACCCGGAUACCAUAAAAUUCAAUAAAAUAUUGGAAUCGUUCAAUCUACAACAACACGUGAAUGGGCCAACUCACAAGAAGGGUCACACCCUAGAUUUAAUAAUAACAAGAAUUGGCGAUCGACUGGUGACUAACAUUGAAAUACACGACCCCAUGUUUUCAGAUCAUUCAGCUGUAAGCUGUAUGUUACAGCUUGAGAAACCACCACUGGAACGUGCAGAAAUCCAGUAUCGCAAGCUGCGGAAUAUAAACAUGGAUAGUUUUAACGAAGACCUAGGAAAGUCGAACUUCAGUAGUGACAGUGAGCUACCAACUAUUAUCGAUCAGUACGAAAAGACUUUGGAAGAAACUUUACAGAAACAUGCGCCUUUAAAACGAAGAACUAUUACUCUCCGGCCAUCAGCACCAUGGUAUAACGAGGAAAUUGGUAAAGCCAAAAGACACCGUAGAAGACUCGAGCGUCGUUGGCGAGCAUCUAGACUGUGCAUUGACAAAGAGAUAUAUAUUAAACAAUGUCAGAUAGUGAAUGAUAUGAUCAAGGAAGCGAAGACAACAUAUUACUCCUCCGCCAUUUCUAAUAAUAAAUAUAAUCAGAAAGUAUUGUUUGAUACAGUUGACAAACUACUUCACAGAAAACCAGAGAAAUGUUAUCCAACUACAUCAUCAAAAACUGAGCUAGUUAAUAAUUUUGGGGACUUCUUUAGUAACAAGAUAGCAGUUUUACGUAGUGAUUUGGCCAAUAUAUCCACCUAUGACAAUCAGUUGAGACCAGCGGAACUGUUGACACAAUGCGUUGAGUUUAGAGUCUUUCAAACGGUAACGGAGCAAGAAGUCGAAAAUAUUGUUGACGCGAAUGGCAAAAAAUCCUGUGAACUCGACCCUAUACCUGCAACAAUUCUUAAAGGCUGUAAAAAGACUCUACUACCUACGUUUACUAACAUCAUCAACAAGUCACUCGAAACUGGAUGCAUGCCUGUACAACUCAAAGAGGCUAUGUUAAAACCUAAGCUGAAGAAAAGCAAUUUGGAGUUCGAAGAAUACUCAAACUUCAGACCAAUUUCAAAUCUUAAAUUUCUAUCUAAGAUAAUCGAGAAAGCUGUUGCUACUCAACUCAUGGAACAUUUAGUCAAUAAUAACUUAGAAGAACCUCUCCAAUCAGCAUAUAAACGCUUCCACAGUACCGAAACGGCCCUGCUUAAAGUUCAGAAUGACAUUCUUAUCGCUAUUGACAAUCAGAAAUGUGUAGUUUUGCUGUUGUUGGACAUGUCAGCCGCGUUCGACACAGUUGACCAUGAAAUCCUAUUGGAACGAAUGUCAAAACGGUUUGGAAUUAAAGACAAGGUGCUAGAAUGGUUUCAGUCCUACCUUCAAAACAGGUCACAAACUGUGAUGAUUGAUGGUGUUAAAUCUGCUACUAAAGAU